UUUGGUUUAUCUGCUGCCUAUCUUCUGUAAAGUAUUCCACUUCUUAUGCAAUAAGAAAUCAUACGCAAAGAAUGGCCGUGUCGAAUUCAGUGAGACUCCUUUUCCACAUCAUUGCAACUGCAAUGUUCUGGUUUGCCAUUCAAUAUGAGUACAAUUUUGUAAAGAUUCCCGUGGAUCAACACCCAAUGGCGAGAGCCAUUGGGGGGAAAUUCAAAUACCUCACCUUCCUCAAUGCAAUAUGCCAGGCUGUUUACUACACCAUUGCUCUCCUCAAUGACUUGGUGGGCUCCAACAAAGUCUCCCACACGAAAUUGCCACUCAUCCGCAGGGUGAAGGAUUAUGUAAUGAUCUCACUGGCCUUCCCUCUUGCCGCCACAGUGAGCACCACCUUUUGGAGUCUCAUGGCCAUCGACCGGGAGCUGGUUUUCCCCAAAUUCCUGGACGAUUACGUUCCAACAUGGCUCAACCACGUACUGCACACCAACAUCUUCAUCUGCAUUGUGAUCGAACUCUUCAUGUCAUUCCGCAAGUAUCCAGCACGCCGCGAGGGCAUGCUCGGCCUUAUCAUCUUCAUGGUCGCCUACUUAGUUUGGAUUCACGUAAUUCAUCAUUAUUCCGGCGUUUGGGUGUAUCCAAUCCUCGAAGUUCUCUCAUUCCCUAUGCGCGUCGUCUUCUACAUCGUUGUCAUUGGCAUGACCGGAGCGCUUUACAUCCUCGGUGAGUUUCUGAACAAUGCAAUCUGGACCAAAGAGCUGAAGAAAUUGAAAAUGACCAAAGCAAAGUAACAUCACGAGAGCUAGUAAACAAAACAUGCAUACUCAUCACAACUCCAGAACAAUGCUGAAAUUACAUCAUAUACGUACGUUUGGUGAUAGUAGGUGUUUUGCCUUACUGCGCUAUUAUUUUAUUUUUAUUAUCACGGAAGGAAAAUAUGUUUGUCACAAUAAUUAGUGUCUCUUAAGUAGGACAAUAUCAAUGCUAUGUCUCGGACGCUGGCAUUGGUAUUAAAUAGCAUUUUAGUGAAGGUUUGAAGAAUUGAAUAAUUUUACAAUUAACCACUCAAUUUCACAUCAAUCUGUAGAUUGAAUUUGAGACAGAAUAAAACAAAAACAUCAUCACAUUCAUCGUCUUUU
This is a messenger RNA of Phlebotomus argentipes, 1133 nucleotides long. Its product is annotated as androgen-induced gene 1 protein-like. Lineage: Eukaryota; Metazoa; Arthropoda; Insecta; Diptera; Psychodidae. The transcript has 3 exons. The coding region runs from base 72 to 785 and encodes 237 amino acids. Gene Ontology annotation, cellular component: membrane; endomembrane system. The record is from RefSeq and is a predicted model, not a curated record.